AUGGUUCUCCUCCGCUUAACUGUCAAGGUCUUCCCUCCAGAGCCUCUCGGGCAACAAUCUACGCCGGAUACUACUGACGUUGACGACGAUCGCAAAUCCAUCAACUUCCUCCUGGUGGUGAGGAACCCGGAGGAAGUGGCUCUGGGGAGGUUGGCCUAUAUGAUACAGAACAAGUGGGCGAUUCUUAAACCUGAUGCUGGACCGCUCAAAAUUAAGAAGCUCGUGGAUGACAAGCACGCGGAGGAUGCCCUUGAUAUAGGAUUGACUGUGGCAGACGUGUUUGUGGACAGCGGAAAGGCUCUUACUGAUGGCUUGGAUCAGAGAGGGGCUAUACGGGUCAUUCAACAACCUGGGCGUCAGAGACGGUAUGGGUCUGUGGUGCAGGAUUGGGCUGCUGUAGCGAGCAAUUACGCGCGACCCCUUCCACCACUAUUUUCUGAUUCACCACGUCAUGAGCCUCGCUCCACGGCUUUCAGGUUCACGGACGGACCUGUCGCCGGCCCAUCGCACCAGGCGAAGGUUCCAGAGGCUGACUAUGCUCCUCGACCGGGCGAGACUGGCGAAGAAAUAUCCAGCAGACAAGAUAACCAUUACCACGCCUCACCAAUUUUAAUAGAAGACCCACAGAAAUCUAGAAACUUCAUAUCCUUUGCAGACAAAAUUCGAGAUGGAGAUUUACUGGAUGAGGAAAGCACUGCAUUAGGGAAAGCUGGUAAAUCGAUUCUGGCUAAUCAGGAGGAGGCAAUAGCCUAUGGUACCACUAUAAACGAUGCGUUGGAAUAUAGGAAUGAUGAAGCAAUAGCGCGAGAGUUAGAUCGACAGGGACCGCCAAAAACCAGUUCGCCUGGACCACAGGCUUCAACGCCACAGUCCUCACUGCCCAACCACGUGAACUCGAAAGUUGCAACGCCCAAUAAGAGACAGGUGGAGGAGGCAGGCGAUAUCUAUACCAUUCCGCCUACCGACCAAGAGGAUUUUAAGAAUCCGGCGAGGCAUCAGCCUGCCAAACGACAACGACGCAAGUUAAGUCGCGCCGAUGAAUUUACAAUCCAGGACAAUAAGAAAAUCCUCCUUGCGUCUACCGGGGACAGGCCGAACAAUGCAAUCAUAGUUGACAGCGAUAUAGGCGACAAUAGACCUACUGGUCAGAUCGAGAAGGAUUACGACGCUGUUAUCUCUAGUCAGUCAAGUGUUCGACGUGGGACUAGGAAAUCAAGUAUUCGUGGCCCAGGAAGGAAAUCGAUGGCACUUAAAUUGGCCAUUACGGCUCCUCGGAACGACAAAGAUUCCGCUGAGGGUUCAGCUUCUAUCACAAAAAUACCACCAAACAAGAAAUCUACUGUCUUAAUCCCUGACUCCGAUAUUGAAAUUGUCGACCCCCCCAAAGCAUCGACCCAGACUACCGGCGUUUGUCAAGUAGUUAUAACUCCUCCUUCAAAGAAUUUGCUAGUUGGUGGAAGCCACCGAGGAGUAAAUCGCAAUGCAACAACUGGUUCAAAUGGCAUUAAAUCCACGAAGAAAGAUUCGAGCCCAAAGGUCGACGCCUCCCCUUUAGCGCACGUGAAUGCUAGGGAUAGUAAUCCUAUUUACUCCGAUAUCUCAGACAGUGAUCCCUCGGAUGAUACUGGAUCCCCUGCAUCUGGAGUGCGACAAGAUACCAAAGUUGCGACUCCCCAGAAGGCAGCACAAAUGCCUUCCAGUCCGCGAGUCAAGACACUCCAGACUCCGGGCAGUAGUAGUACACGCAAAUUACGGACUCGAAAUGAUCCUAACGUUCGUGAAUUAUCAGAAGACCCAGAUAAACAAUCCGAGGGACCGUCCCACAGGACACCUAGUCGACCACCUGAUUCACAGGAGAUUGGACUGGGAAUUACCUCAUCACCAGUGAAACGCGCAAGAAGUCGUUCAAUGAGCCAAUUAGUUCCUGUAGCUGUAGUCGAUACCAACAGCAAUUCUAAGAGGGGUAUGUCGACCACUCCAGCGUUUACUCGACCCCGUACAGCAAGCCAAGCGCAAACAGAAGCCGAGAAAGUCAGCUCAGGCGAUCCGCAUACACCUCGUUUGUCGGUACUCCGUUCAUCCCAGAAGUUUUUACCCGGAAAUUUAUCCGCCCGGCGUUCGGUUUCAUUUGCAGACGGGCCAAACGUUGACAUACAGUCCACUCCCGUAUCUGCCUCAUCCGUCGAAAUCGGCAAUGGUAACACCGUGGACCCAGCUAGAGUGACACCAGAGUCACUUGAAUACAUACGUACCGAUCGUAAGCUGCAAAGGAAAAUCGAGGAGGCUAGGUUCCAGGGAAAGAGCGAAGAUUACUGUGAACUAUUACGAGAGAUUAAAAGUCUUACGGAGAAGCUUUACUAUGCCAAGCCGAGAGAGCCCGAAUAUAAGAUAGCCAAGUACGAAUACAAGUUGGACAUGGCCAUGAAAAAUCUUCGGAAUCAUCCCGAAGAGCACCACCCUGAUGAGAGCACUUCAGGGGAAGGUCGCCAUGACAGCCAUCAUCGUGAAGAAGUUGAGGAUGAGACAUCUAGAAAGAACUAUAACGAACGGCCAGGUUCCAUAAACGGGUCGCAAAGCAAAUCACAACACCAAAUUGGGUUUGAUGGUGCCUUUCCGGAAGACCCACCAGACCAGCAGCCCCGAGACCAAGAGUCCUCAGCUACUUCUACUUCUGGGGAUCCCCUGGUAUACCCUUCAUCUCCUUCCACGGGAGACUUUGUUGAAGCAGCUAAUUCAUUAUCAAGUAAGGGCGAUGGAGCCUCGGGAAAGGCGUUCGAGGAGGAAGAAACACCUAAAGACGGAAAUGGCCUGAAACGAAAAAUACAAGAGCCGGAAUCUGUCACUUCACCCAAAAACUCUAAGCGCCAUCGGCCAGACCACGACUCCUCUCAUCUAAUAGAACGUGGGCUAGGGACAAAUAAAAUGAAUUCCAGCACGUCAGAGCAAGAGCACCCGAAUGAACCCGACCAGCGCAACGGACAAUCCCCCUUCAAAGAUCAAAGAGCUGGAAGCAUGACAUCAUCGGGCUCAAGUAGUUCUGAUUCCGAUAGCGACUCAGAAUCCGACUCUAAUCAGACCCCCGACAAAAGCAUGCUAAGCAAGCACCCGUCUUUGCCUCCCUCCGGAACUUCAGCAAGGGCGAGGUUGAUCACUCCUUUUCGUAACAUCAAAAAAAACUGGCCAGUCACGGAUGCUCAGUGGCAUUCAGACGAUGGACCAUCAGCAGGAGAAAAUACUCAUACUGCCGCCAAUGCAACGACCCCUACGGCAGCUGUGGGUGGGUUAGGAACACCCUCAUUCUCGCAGCCUAAUCCUUCCAUCCUGAGAACAUCCAACGCCAAUGGGAGACCUCACCAUCACCACGGUCAACGCAGCACGUUGAAAUCACUGCUAUGUCAUCGGAAUGAGGGUGAGGAUGAGAGCAGUGCCAAAAGCGACUCUGAGAAUGACAACGUGCGGGGCGCUAAAGGGUUCACGGCGCUUAACUUCCUUCGCAAAACUGGGUUAAUGUAG
This is a messenger RNA of Histoplasma capsulatum G186AR, 3513 nucleotides long. RefSeq lists its product as uncharacterized. The transcript is spliced from 4 exons. The record is from RefSeq and is a predicted model, not a curated record. NCBI's taxonomy places the organism in Eukaryota, Fungi, Ascomycota, Eurotiomycetes, Onygenales, Ajellomycetaceae. Bases 1 to 3513 code for a protein of 1170 amino acids.